Molecule: messenger RNA, 12035 nt
Organism: Camellia sinensis
Lineage: Eukaryota; Viridiplantae; Streptophyta; Magnoliopsida; Ericales; Theaceae
Product: E3 ubiquitin-protein ligase UPL1-like
Biological process (GO): ubiquitin-dependent protein catabolic process; protein polyubiquitination
Cellular component (GO): cytoplasm
Molecular function (GO): protein binding; ubiquitin protein ligase activity
Source: RefSeq, a predicted model, not a curated record
AGUAAUUAUUUUCCCUUUAUUCUCACUUUCUUUCUCCCUAAAUGUUCUUCUCCCUCUGUAUUUUCUCGGAAAACCCUAGAAAAUUUUGAUCUCUAAAACCUCUUCAUCCUCUAUAUUCAAUCCACUUACAUCUCUCUAGCAUUCCUAAUCUCAAUUCUUAAUUUUCCGAUCCAUUCUACUUCAUUUUUACUCACUCCGAUCAGUCUAAGCUUUCUUCAUCAACCACAGUUUUGAAUUCGGUCGAUUCUCAGCGGAGCAUCGAUCGAUUCGCCGUCGAAUCUUCAUACUGUGCAAUGGUUUCAGUUGGUUGAUUUCAAGAUGAAGUUCAAGAGGAGGAGGGCUGUAGAAGUGCCUCCAAAAAUUAAAUCCUUCAUCAAUGGUGUUAUAACUACUCCACUUGAGAAUAUAGAGGAACCGCUGAAAGGUUUUGUUUGGGAGUUCGAUAAGGGAGAUUUUCAUCACUGGGUUGAUCUUUUCAAUCACUUCGAUACAUUUUUUGAGAAGCACAUAAAAACAAGGAAGGAUUUGCAGUUUGAGGAUAACUUUUUGGAAUCUGAUCCUCCUUUCCCAAGAGAGGCUGUUCUUCAGAUUCUCCGUGUGGUGAGGAUAAUUUUGGAGAACUGUACAAAUAAGCAUUUCUAUAGUUCUUAUGAGCAUCAUCUUUCAUCUCUGCUUGCUUCCAUCGAUGCGGAUGUGGUUGAGGCUUGCCUGCAAACUUUGGCAGCUUUCUCGAAGAAAACAAUUGGAAAGUAUGUCAUAAGAGAUACUUCUCUUAAUUCAAAGUUGUUUGCUUUUGCGCAAGCUUGGGGGGGAAAGGAAGAAGGCCUUGGAUUAAUUACAUGUGCUAUAGAGGAUGGAUCUGAGCCAAUUGCUUAUGAGCUAGGUUCCACCCUCCAUUUUGAGUUCUAUGCCACGAAUGAGUCAUCCAAUGAACUUCCGGCUGAUGAACAAUCAACCCAAGGUUUACAAAUCAUUCGUUUGCCUAACAUUAACACUUAUCAAGAGUCUGACCUUGAACUUUUGAAUAAGUUAGUCAUAGAGUACAAAGUGCCCCCAAGUUUAAGAUUUUCACUUUUGACAAGAUUGCGGUUUGCAAGGGCUUUCAGCUCAUUAGCUGCCCGACAACAGUACACGUGCAUUCGCCUAUAUGCCUUCAUGGUUCUUGUUCAAGCAUGUGGCGAUACUGAUGACUUGGCUUCUUUCUCUAACAAUGAGCCUGAGCUCAUUAAUGAGUUGGUGUCAUUAUUGAGUUAUGACGAUGCAAUUCCUGAAAAGAUUCGAAUUCUGAGCCUGCUUUCCUUGGUUGCUCUUUGUCAAGAUCGGUCUCGCCAGCCUAGUGUGUUGACUGCUGUAACAUCUGGUGGGCACCGCGGCAUUCUGUCUAGCCUCAUGCAGAAGGCUAUUGAUUCCAUUGUUAGUAAUUCGUCAAAGUGGUCUGUUGUUUUCACUGAGGCUUUAUUAUCUCUUGUCACUGUUUUGGUCUCAUCAUCGUCAGGUUGCUCAGCCAUGCGUGAAUCAGGAUUCAUACCAACACUUCUGCCUCUUCUUAAAGAUACAGAUCCGCAACAUUUGCAUCUGAUCAGCAUGGCUGUACAUGUUCUAGAGGCUUUUAUGGACUACAGCAACCCAGCUGCCGCACUGUUUAGAGACCUGGGGGGUUUAGACGAUACCAUUGCACGCCUGAAAGUAGAAGUUUCGUAUGUCGAAAGUGGUUCAAAGCAGCAAGGUUCUUCUACUGAGCUAGACAGUUCUGAAUUCAGUGGUACACAGGUAGUUGCAGGGGUUUCUACUGAACUAGAUAACACGCACCCUCUUUAUUCUGAGGCGUUGGUUGCAUAUCAUCGGCGGUUACUGGUGAAAGCUUUGCUACGCGCAAUAUCUCUGGGUACCUAUGCUCCUGGAAGCACUGGUCGUAUUUAUGGUUCAGAGGAGAGUUUGUUACCGCAUUGUUUGUGCAGUAUUUUUAGAAGAGCAAAAGAUUUUGGUGGUGGAGUGUUCUCACUAGCAGCAACUGUAAUGAGUGAUCUCAUUCAUAAAGAUCCUACUUGUUUUCCUGUCUUAGAAGCAGCUUGUCUUCCAUCUGCUUUCAUGGAUGCUAUAGUGGAUGGUGUCCUUUGCUCUGCAGAAGCGAUAACAUGCAUACCUCAAUGCUUGGAUGCCUUGUGCCUCAAUAACAAUGGCCUUCAGGCUGUGAAAGAUCGCAAUGCCUUGAGAUGCUUUGUGAAAAUAUUUACUUCCAGGUCAUACAUGCGUGCCCUUACUGGUGAUACUCCUGGAUCUUUGUCUAAUGGUCUCGAUGAACUAAUGCGCCAUGCAUCUUCAUUGCGUGUGCCUGGAGUAGACAUGCUGAUUGAGAUUUUGAAUGUUAUCGCAAAGAUUGGUUCUGGGGUAGAAGCUGCUUCUUCAUCAUCUGAUUCUCCUGUUUUCAUGGAAACUGAUGCCGAAGAGAGGAAUUGUAGUCCCUCAGAUGAUAAGGAAUCAUGCAAGAUUGAGAAGACUGAUAAGUCCGCUGAGCCCACUCCUGAUGCCGCAUUGGUGAACAUUGAGUGUUUUCUUCCUGAUUGCAUUAGCAAUACUGCUCGCCUUCUUGAAACAGUUCUUCAAAAUGCCGACACAUGUCGGAUAUUUGUCGAGAAGAAGGGAAUUGAAGCUGUCUUACAGUUAUUUACUUUGCCAUUAAUGCCUCUUUCAGUGUCUGUUGGUCAGAGCAUCUCUGUGUCAUUUAAGAACUUCUCUGCACAACAUUCUACUUCCCUUGCUCGAGCUGUAUGUUCAUUCUUGAGAGAGCAUGUGAAGACAACCAAUGAGCUUUUAAUUUCAGUUGAAGGGACACAGAUUGGUCUGCUAGAAAUUUCAAUGCAGAUGAAGGUCUUGAGAUGUCUUUCUAGUCUCGAAGGUAUCCUGUCUCUUUCCAAUUCUUUGUUGAAGGGGAAUGCUGCUGUGGUCUCUGAGCUGGGUACUGCUGAUGCUGAUGUAUUGAAAGAUCUUGGGAGGACUCACAGGGAAAUUCUCUGGCAGAUUUCUCUCUGUUGUGAUUCCAAGGUAGAAGAGAAGCAGAAUGUUGAAGUAGAACCAGAGAGUGCAGAUGCAGCUGUAUCCAAUACUUCUGGAAGAGAGAGUGAUGAUGAUGCAAACAUCCCUGUGGUUAGCUACAUGAACCCUCUUUAUGUCAGGAAUAGUUCUCAAUCUCAGUGGGGUGCAGAACUUGAUUUUCUUUCAGUGGUUCUAUCUGGUGAAGGCUUUAAUCGUCGUAGUCGACAUGGGUUGACACGGCUCAGGGGUGGAAGGACGGGCAGGCAUCUAGAAGCUUUCAACAUUGAUUCUGAAGUUUCAGCCAAUGUAUUGGAGACUUCUUCCCAGGAUAUGAAGAAGAAAAAUCCUGAUGUUCUUGUUUCGGAAAGUCUGAACAAACUUGCUUCGACUAUGCGGUCUUUCUUCACAGCUCUUGUCAAAGGAUUCACGUCACCAAACCGUCGCAGAACCGAGUCUGGGUCGUUGAAUUCAGCAUCAAAGAGCAUUGGAACUGCACUGGCUAAAGUUUUUCUUGAGGGUUUUAGUUAUUCAGGGUGUUCCUCCUCUGGGAGUGAUAUGUCACUAUCAGUGAAGUGUCGCUAUCUUGGAAAGGUUGUGGAUGACAUGGCGGCUCUUACAUUUGAUAGUAGGCGACAUACUUGUUAUACAACAAUGGUCAAUAAUUUCUAUGUCCAUGGCACCUUCAAGGAACUUCUCACCACAUUUGAAGCUACAAGUCAAUUGUUAUGGACGUUACCUUACUCUAUUCCAACAUCUGGUGUUGAUCAUGAGAAAGCUGUUGAAGGAAGCAAAUUGUCUCAUAAUUCAUGGUUGCUUGAUACUUUACAAGGCUAUUGCCGUUUGCUGGAGUAUUUUGUUAAUUCUUCUUUACUUUUAUCUUCAACCUCUGCAUCCCAGACUCAGCUGCUUGUUCAGCCUGUUGCAGUUGGUUUGUCAAUUGGAUUGUUUCCUGUUCCAAGGGACCCAGAGGUAUUUGUUUGCAUGCUCCAGUCUCAGGUUUUGGAUGUGAUACUUCCUGUGUGGAACCAUCCGAUGUUUUCCAGUUGCAGUCCUGGUUUUAUCAAUUCAAUUGUUUCGCUUGUUACUCAUGUCUAUUCUGGUGUUGGUGAAGUGAAACGAAAUCGCAGUGGUAUGUCAGGAAGUACGAAUCAACGGUUCAUGGCUCCUCCACCUGAUGAAGCUACUAUUGCUACAAUUGUGGAGAUGGGUUUUACAAGGGCAAGGGCAGAGGAAGCAUUGAGACGCGUGGAAACAAAUAGUGUUGAAAUGGCUAUGGAAUGGUUGUUUAAUCAUGCUGAAGAUCCAGUACAGGAGGAUGAUGAACUAGCUCGGGCACUUGCUUUGUCUCUGGGGAGUUCAUCAGAAACCUCUAAAGUUGAUAGCAUUGAUAAAUCAAUGGAUGUCCUGACAGAUGAGGGACAAAUAAAGGCACCUCCUGUUGAUGACAUCCUUGCUGCAGCAAUGAAGUUGUUCCAGAGUAGUGACUCAGUAGCAUUCCCGCUGACGGACUUGCUUGUGACACUUUGCAAUCGGAGUAAAGGUGAAGAUCGCCCUAGAGUGAUGUCCUAUCUUAUUCAGCAGCUUAAGCUUUGUCCAUUGGAAUUUACAAAUGAUACAAAUGCUUUGAAUGCGGUAUCACAUAUUUUAGCAUUACUUCUUUCUGAAGAUGGAUGUACACGAGAAAUUGCUGCACAAAAUGGGGUUGUCUCUGUAGCGAUAGACAUCUUGAUGAACUUCAAGGCUCGAACUGAGUUUGGAAGUGAGGUUCUGGCUCCAAAAUGCAUUAGCACGCUACUUCUUAUUUUGGAUAAUUUAUUGCAGUCCAGGCCUAGGAUUUCUUCUGAUGAUACAGAAGGAAUUUCAGCAUGAGCAGGACCUUUACCUGAUUUAUCUGGAGAGCAUGCUUCACUAUCAGCUUCAGAAGCAGUUACUGAGAGAAAAUCAACUCUGGAAGCCCAUGAGAAAGAAUCUGAAACUGCAUUUGAGAAGAUUUUUGGAAAAUCUACUGGUUAUCUGACUAUUGAGGAGAGUCGCAAGGUACUGGCUAUUGCUUGUGACUUAAUAAAACAGCAUGUCCCAGCUCUGGUCAUGCAAGCUGUUCUACAGUUAUGUGCUCGCUUGACAAAAGUACAUUCUCUGGCUUUGCUGUUCCUUGAUAAUGAAGGCAUGGUUGCUCUUUUUAGUCUUCCAAAAAGUUGCUUCUUUCCUGGAUAUGAUACCUUGGCAUCUGCUAUCAUUCGGCAUUUACUUGAGGAUCCUCAGACACUGCAAACAGCUAUGGAACUGGAGAUACGGCAAACUCUUAGCGGAACUCGUCAUGCUGGUCGUGUUUCUGCACGAUCAUUUUUGACUUCAAUGGCACCUGUUAUCUCUAGAGAUCCAGGGAUUUUUAUGAAAGCUGCAACUGCUGUUUGUCAGUUGGAGUCGUCAGGAGGGAGGAAUGUUGUGGUGUUGUCAAAGGAAAGGGAGAAGGAAAAGGACAAAUCAAAGGCACCUGGUAUUGAAAUUGGAGCAUCUUCUAAUGAAUGUGUAAAAAUUCCUGAGAGUAAGACCCAUGAUGUAUCAGGUAAAUGUCCCAAAGGCCACAAAAAGAUUCCUGCAAAUCUUACUCAGGUAAUUGAUCAGCUGCUGGAAAUUAUGUUGAAAUAUCCUUUGCCUAAAAGUGAUGAGAAUUGUGCAAGUUAUUCAACUGCCAUGGAGGUGGAUGAACCUGCUACAAAGGUUAAGGGUAAAUCAAAGGUUGAUGAGACAAGGAAGAUUGAGUCCGACCACCUAUCAGAGAAAUCAGCAGCACUAGCUAAGGUGACUUUUGUUCUCAAGCUGUUGAGUGACAUUCUUCUAAUGUAUGUCCAUGCAGCUGGGGUUGUGCUGAGACGGGAUUCAGAAAUGAGUCAAGUCAGGGACUCUAGUCAUAUGGAAAGUGCUGGACAUGGUGGGAUAGUGCAUCAUGUUUUACAAUGCCUUCUUCCGCUGUCUACAGAUAAAAAUGCUGGACCUGAUGAAUGGAGAAGCAAGUCAUCUGAAAAAGCCUCAUGGUUUCUGGUGGUUUUGUGUGGUCGUUCUAGUGAAGGGCGCAGACGAGUAAUCAAUGAACUCGUGAAAGCUUUAUCUUUAUUUUCAAACUUGGAGAGCAAUUCUUCCAAGAGCAGCUUAUUGCCAGAUAAAAGGGUUCUUGCUUUUGCUGACCUGGUAUAUUCCAUUUUGUCAAAAAAUUCACCUUCCGGCAAUUUACCUGGUUCUGGGUGCUCACCUGACAUUGCAAAAAGUAUGAUAGAUGGUGGAAUGGUUCAGUCUCUUACCAGCAUUCUUCAAGUGAUUGAUUUGGACCAUCCUGAUGCUCCUAAACUUGUGAAUCUUUUACUAAAGGCUUUGGAAAGCCUAACACGGGCAGCCAAUGCUAGUGAGCAAGUCUUCAAAUCUGAUUCGCUCAACAAGAAAAAAUCCAUUGUUUCAAAUGGGAGGUCCAAUGAUCAAACAUCUACAAUGGCAGUUGUUGAGACAGUAGAGCCUGAUCAUAAUAGGAGCAGUCAACAGGAAGUUACUGAUGCAGCAGAUGCACAGCAACAGCAUAUAGGAUCUUCUCAGAAUCAAGGCGAUCAUGAUGCGGCUUCAAACCAGUCUUUGGAGCAGGAUAUGAGAAUUGAGGUGGAAGAGACUGUGACUGCUAAUCCACAUAUGGACCUUGGGAUGGAUUUCAUUCCUGAAGAAAUUGAAGAAGGUGGUGUGUUACACAAUAGAAAUCAAAUUGAGAUGACUUUUCAUGUUGAGAACAGGGCAGAUGAUGAUAUGGUUGAUGAAGGUGAUGACAUGGGGGAUGAUGGUGAGGAGGAAGAGGAUGAUGAUGAGGGGGAGGAGGAGGAUAUAGCCGAAGAUGAUGCUGCUCUGAUGCCUCUGGCUGAUACAGAUGUAGAAGACCAUGAUGAUGGUGGUUUGGGAGAUGAAUACAACGAUGAUAUGAUUGAUGAAGAGGAUGAUGAUUUUCAUGAAAAUCGUGUGAUAGAGGUAAGAUGGAGGGAAGCCCUUGAUGGGUUAGAUCAUUUGCAGGUACUUGGGCAACCCGGAGCUUCAAGUGGUCUCAUUGAUGUUGCAGCUGAACGCUUUGCAGGGGCGAAUGUGGAGGACCUUUUGGCUCGUAGGCCUCUAGGUUUUGAUCGCCGCCGCCAGACAAGUAGGACUUCCUUUGAGCGAUCUGUUACAGAAGGAAAUGGUCUUCAACAUCCUCUCCUCUUGAGGCCAUCCCAAUCUGGGGAUCUUUUUUCAAUGUGGUCGUCAGGGGGGAAUUCAUCCAGGGAUUUAGAACCCUCUGCUGGAAGCUUUGAUGUAGCUCAUUUCCACAUGUUUGAUGCCCCUGUUCUUCCCUAUGAUCAUGUACCGGCUAGUCUGUUUGGUGAACGAUUGGGUGCUGCAGCGCCACCGCCACUGGGUGAUUUCUCUGUGGGUCUGGAUUCAUUGCGUUUGCCUGGCAGAAGAGGGCCAGGUGAUGGUAGAUGGACAGAUGAUGGUCAGCCACAAGCAGGUGGUCUAGCUGCUGCUAUUGCACAGGGAAUUGAGGAACAGUUCAUGUCUCAAUUACGCAGUUUUGCUCCUGCUGACAGUUCAGUCGAAAGGCAGUCACAGAAUUCAGGACUGCAUGAGAGACAACAGGUAGAUGCCCUUGUAACAAAUGAUAGCCAACAGGCAGUAAUUGAUGAUAGCACUGUUGAUCAGCAAACUGAAGGUCAGGAUCAUGUGAAUGGUGGUGAAACUGCUGCUAAUCAUGAAACUAGUCCAAUGGUUGAAAGUGUUCCCCAUGAAGAACAAGGCAACCCACAGGUUGUUGAAUCCAAUGAAUGCCUACAGGUAUGUGAACCUAUGUCCAGUGAUGCGCAAGCUGAGAAUGGUGCUUUAAAUGGUCAUGAUAGCAUGGAAGCUGGGGAAGGAAAUGGUACCACCAACGAGCAGGAUGUGGGUCAUGAUAGAUCUUCAGCGACAGAUAGCCAGUCUAGUAAUCAUGCAUUGCUAACUUCAGGCUUUGAGAUUUCUAAUCCAGGUGGUUGUCAUGAUUCUUUGGUCAAUGGAAGUCGCGAUGUUGAUAUGAACAGUAUGCCCAUGGAAGGAAAUCAAGUUGAGCAACCCCUACCUUCUGAGGUUGGUGUGGAUGAACCAUUGUCAACGCAGAACACAAUGGUUGCUCAAGAUGCUGGUCAAACUGAUCAGCCUAAUUUGAAUGAGCCUCCUAAUGCAAAUGGUAUAGAUCCAACCUUCUUAGAGGCGCUUCCUGAAGAUCUCAGGGCAGAAGUUCUAGCUUCCCAACAAGCUCAAUCUGCACAAGCUCCAACUUAUGCUCCGCCUUCAGCAGAAGAUAUUGAUCCAGAGUUUUUAGCCGCUCUCCCUCCCGAAAUUCAAGCAGAAGUUUUGGCUCAACAACAGGCACAGAGGAUUGUACAGCAGGCCGAAGGACAACCUGUUGAUAUGGACAAUGCUUCAAUUAUAGCCACUUUCCCUGCUGAUUUACGUGAAGAGGUGCUUUUGACUAGCUCGGAUGCAGUUUUGUCAGCAUUGCCCUCUCCAUUACUUGCUGAAGCACAAAUGCUCAGGGACAGAGCAAUGAGUCAUUAUCAGGCUCGCAGCAUUUUUGGAAGUACCCACAGGUCUAAUAAUCGGAGAAAUGGUUUAGGGUUUGACAGGCAGACAAUGAUGGACAGAGGUGUUGGUAUUACAAUAGGCCGAAGGGCAUCUUCUGCUCUUGCAGAGGGCUUGAAGUUGAAGGAAAUUGAAGGGGAGCCACUUUUGAAUGCACAUGCUUUGAAAGCAUUGAUCCGACUUCUAAGAUUAGCACAGCCUCUUGGGAAAGGCCUUCUACAGAGACUAUUGCUGAAUUUAUGUGCACAUAGUGUUACAAGGUCGAUUCUAGUUCGGCUUCUUAUCGACAUGAUCAAGCCUGAGACUGAAAGCACAGUCAGUAAAUUGACCACUGUUAAUUCCCAGAGGCUUUAUGGUUGUCAAUCCAAUGUUGUUUAUGGUAGAUCACAGCUGUUGGAUGGUCUUCCCCCCCUGGUGUUGCGCCGGAUACUUGAGAUUUUGACUUACCUGGCCAACAACCAUUCUGCAGUUGCCAAUAUCUUGUUCUACUUUGACCCCUCACUUGUUCCAGAGUAUUCAAAUCUAAAACAUUCAGAAAUUAAGAAGGAUAAAGGGAAGGAGAAAAUUGAGGGAGGAGAUUUAUCUAACCCUUUAGGGAACUUUCAGAGAGGGGACGUUCCUUUAAUACUGUUCUUGAAACUCUUGAGCCAACCGCUUUUCUUAUGCAGCAGUGCUAACCUUGAGCAGGUCAUGGGUCUGAUUCAAGUAGUUGUCGAUACCGCAGUAUCAAUGUUGGAGUGUCAACCUCAUUCUGAACAGGCAGCUGCCAUUUCCGAAAAUACGUCUGAGAGUGAAGCUAUAGGUGGUGUUCAGAAAGACAUGCCUUUAUCUGAAGUGGAAUCUAAUCAAGAUGAUAAAAAAGCCAGUGCUGAGUCAUCCACAUCGGAUGGGACGAGGAGCAUCAGCACAUAUGAUAUCUUCUUGCAGCUCCCGCAAGCUGAUUUGUACAAUCUAUGCAGCCUUCUUGGCCAUAAGGGGCUUUCAGACAAAGUCUACACACUUGCUGGUGAAGUAUUAAAGAAGUUAGCCUCGGUUGCUGCACCCCAUCGAAAGCUUUUUAUUUCAGAGCUUUCAGAGCUUGCUCAUAGUUUGAGCAGUCCAGCCGUCAGUGAGCUCAAUACACUGAGAAAUACGCACAUGCUGGGUUUGAGUGCUGGAUCCAUGGCUGGGCCUGCUAUUCUUCGUGUGCUUCAGACACUUAAUUCACUUACUAGUGUUGAUGGAAAUAAGGGUGUGGAGGUUGAUGGGGAACUGGAAGAGCAUGCCAUUAUGUUGAAAUUGAGCGUUGCACUAGAGCCAUUGUGGCAAGAGCUGAGUGAUUGCAUAAGCACUACUGAGGCCGAAUUAGCACUGAGCUCUUUCUCUUCAAUUAUGUCAAAUACAAAUGUCGGGGAGCAUGUGCCCGGAUCAUCAUCACAAUCUCCUCUUCCUCCUGGAACUCAGAGAUUAUUGCCUUUCAUUGAGGCUUUCUUUGUUUUAUGUGAAAAACUACAAGCAAGCAAUUCCACCAUGCAGCAAGAUCAUGCAGACAUAACUGCCAGAGAAGUGAAAGAGGUCACUGGGACUUCAGCUCCAUCACCCAGCAAAUGUGGAGUGGAUUCUCAAAAAAGGCUUGAUGGGGCUGUCACUUUUGUGAAGUUUGCUGAGAAGCAUCGUCGACUACUGAAUGCUUUUGUCAGGCAGAAUCCAGGUUUGUUGGAGAAAUCCCUUUCUAUGAUUCUGAAGGCACCGAGGCUUAUUGAUUUUGACAACAAAAGAGCCUAUUUCCGCUCAAGAAUUAGGCAGCAGCAUGAGCAGCACCUCUCUGGUCCACUGCGGAUAAGUGUUCGACGAGCAUAUGUUCUAGAGGACUCGUAUAAUCAAUUGCGGAUGCGACCUGCUCUGGACUUGAAGGGUAGAUUAAAUGUACAUUUUCAAGGAGAAGAGGGUAUUGAUGCUGGUGGUUUGACAAGAGAGUGGUAUCAAUUACUGUCGAGGGUUAUUUUUGACAAGGGAGCUUUGCUUUUCACCACUGUGGGAAACAAUGCAACCUUUCAACCAAAUCCCAACUCCGUUUACCAGACUGAACAUCUUUCUUAUUUUAAAUUUGUGGGUCGCGUGGUUGCUAAGGCUCUGUUUGAUGGGCAAUUGUUGGAUGUUUAUUUCACUCGGUCCUUCUACAAGCACAUUCUUGGUGUGAAGGUUACUUAUUAUGACAUAGAGGCUAUUGAUCCAGAUUACUACAAGAACUUGAAGUGGAUGCUGGAGAAUGAUGUGAGUGACAUACUCGAUCUGACAUUUAGCAUGGAUCCAGAUGAGGAGAAGCAUAUCCUGUAUGAGAAAACUGAGGUUACUGAUUAUGAGCUUAAACCUGGAGGAAGGAAUAUAAGGGUCACAGAAGAAACAAAGCAUGAGUAUGUGGACCUUGUGGCUGAGCAUAUUCUGACAAACGCUAUCCGCCCUCAAAUUAAUUCCUUCAUGGAUGGUUUCAAUGAAUUGAUACCUCGAGAACUUAUUUCUAUUUUCAAUGAUAAAGAGCUUGAGCUUCUAAUCAGUGGGCUGCCUGAAAUUGAUUUGGAUGAUCUGAAGGCCAAUACCGAGUAUACUGGAUACACUGCAGCAUCUAGUGUUGUUCAAUGGUUUUGGGAGGUUGUAAAAGCUUUUAACAAGGAAGAUAUGGCAAGAUUGCUGCAAUUUGUGACCGGUACAUCAAAGGUUCCUUUAGAGGGUUUUAAAGCAUUGCAAGGCAUUUCUGGUCCUCAGAGGCUUCAAGUCCACAAAGCGUAUGGUGCUCCUGAGCGGCUUCCAUCAGCUCAUACCUGCUUCAAUCAACUAGACCUCCCCGAGUAUACUUCCAAGGAACAGCUUCAAGAGCGCUUGCUCCUUGCUAUCCAUGAAGCUAGUGAAGGAUUUGGCUUUGGUUGAAUGUAAAAUUCUUCAUUGCAUCAUCACUGCCUUACUGCCAGCACUCAAUCUUCUUCCGAUUUCCAUGUACAUAUACAGGACUGAUUCAGAUUUAAGUGCUGUUACCGUUACAUCGCACGUUUAGGGAGGCCCUUGUUGGGAAAGAAGCCAGCAUCGGAAUUGGGAAUUUCAGAUAGAAGAAUCUCUAUGAUGCCGUAACAGUUAGGAAGUGGUGCCCUAAUCGGCCUUAAAGAGCAGCAGAUGAUGUGUAUGCUUUUUGUUGAUGACAGAUGGGCUUUCUCGGUGUCAAUUGGCAAAGAAACUGUUUCUUUGGUAGUUUCUUGGCAGUCUUUAUCUUUAUAGAUUCACAGAUAUGUGCAAUAAUGUCUUUAGAGAAUUUGCCACUCUUUCGUAUAUCUUUUUUUGGCCUUUUUUGGUCUUAUGUUAAUAUUCUUCAUAUAUAUAUAUAUAGUGGCCAAUCUGCAUUCUUAUAGUCC